AUGUUUGCAUUUGCUAUUCCAAUACUAACCUCCCCUUUAUUCCCACUAUCUAGACAAAAUAAUCAUAUUUUAAUCUCUAACCGCCGGAAUUUAACCAGGAAAUAUCAUAAUAAAGACCGAAAUACACUUCAAAACACUCAAAACAAUGCGUAUCACAAUACAAAAGCAACCGAUCAAGACAAAUUUUUUAUGACGCUUCGGGAACAGAUCCAAGAAAUCCGAGAAAGAACUGGUCUUAAAAAGAAGAAACAGACUUUCACGUUAAAUAGUGAUUAUAAUACUUCAGAUGAAUUAUUCUAUGAUGAAGUCCAACGUUCUUUUAGUCAUUUUCAAACCGCCCAUUUAGAGGCAUAUACUGAAAACAAGAAAUAUCUUGAUAAUUUACUAGGCGUAAGUAGUUGUGGAUUUCGUCGGGACCGAUUGAAUGAACGAGAUAAUCUGGCCUUAUCUAAAAAGAUACGCAAAGUCUUACAAGUUUUAGCCCCUUAUGCCAGGCACGAGUAUGUAUCUUGUUUAGUUGAAUGGCUGUUACGUAAGUAUGCUAUUGAUCGCCAUGAUUUUGAAUCUUUACUGGUUUUUGCUUUGGCUGAAACUGAACUGAUAAGCGAGAUAAUUACCAAAGGGACUAAAGCCAGAAUAAGUGGCAGUGAAGUCUUUAAGCAGUUGGUUAAAGAGGGAUACUCCUUAGUAAGUCUAGCUAAAGUUCUGGGUAAAAACGUCUCUUUCUCCUUAGGUGUCUUAGCUGUACUAGAAAGACUAGCUCGUGAUGGAGAGAGUUUACGUUGGAUUGUCUUUGUGGAGAAGGUUUUGAAAUGUUUAGCCGAAAGAGAAAUGUUUACUGAGGAAACACUUACUCUUUGGGUAGUUGGACUAAUUAGAUUAAGAGAAAAGUGGCUAAGUAAGUCUGAAUCGGCUAUGCGUAAUGGGAUUAUCAUGAGCAUGGAAAGAUCUUUAACUGAGAUUGCUAGUUGUACCGAAUUACACAGUGAGUACCAACGAGUGAUUAGUUCAUUUACUAGUAAGGAAAAUCAGUCUGAAAGUAACCAAGUAGAGAGUGAUAGUAAUAAUGUAAGUCCGAUUAAAUCUACUACUCCUUCUUUUGAUGUACUUUAUAAGGACUAUAAAAGGACGGGUAAGUAUCAAGUUGUUUUAGAUCAUUAUCGGGUUGAGUUUAUUAAGCAAUUACUAGCUGAUAUUAAGGCUGAUGGUUUAACUGGGAUUAAUCGUGAUACAUUUAGGACUAUUUUAGUAGAUAGUAUUAGAGAAGAUACAAUGAACAUUUUACCAUUAGUAGCGGCUAGUGAUGAACUUUUACUGGUUUUAGUUGAGUCGCCUAAGUGGAAUAUGCUUACUAAGAGUAUUCCUGAGUUAGGAGCUUUACGUUUACUGAACUAUCGUAGUCCGGAAGUCUUAACUAAGCGGUAUAUGACUUUAUUACAGGGCUUAAUGCCUAAUUAUGCCUUGGAAAGACGUUUACUAGAUAUGGCUUGUUCACAUUUAGAUAUGAAAGGGGCUUUAUCAGAAACAAUAAGUAUGGUUUCACCUAAGUUACUACAAGAUAAGAUUCAAAAUGUCACUGACUGGAAUGCAAUGUCUUUAUUGAUUACAGCUGAGAGUCUUCCUCAUAUUGUGGACUUACUGUGUAUGGGUACAAUUGUCUCUGAAUUUGAUAAGUACUUGAGUUUAAUCUAUACCUUUCCUACUUAUACUAAGAUUGGCCACUACUUAACUCCUGAACAAUGUGGGGUGGCUCGGGAGAAGGCUUUAGACUUCUUUGUUGAGCCGACUAAGAAGACGCCUAUUCAGUACUUCUUUUUUGUUUUAGCACUGAUUGCUGAUUUAGAUAUGGAUAUUACGCAUGUUAUUAGUAUUCUUAAGUUAGUCCCAAUUACUUUGAAGCGGGAGCGCAAGCAAGUGCUUAAGGUUGUUUUUGAGUUUCUCUUGCAGAAAGGAGCCGCUUUGAAUGGUGAAGAUCUUUUAGCAGCUAUUGAAGCUAUUCCUGCUCAGGAAAUGGACUUAACUCUUUCACUUUACUUCUUCCAAAUAUUACUUGAUAAGGAAAUUAGUAAUUUUAACAAAGAGAUUAUCUUAUCUAUUAUUACAUUUAAGGAAACAACGGUUAAAAAGAUGACUAAUUACUUGAUUGAACAUAAGGUUGAUUUACUUAAACAAGUCUUUGUAAAGUAUGCUGGAACGAUCAAAAGUGAUGAUUUAUUACUGUUACUUAACCAUUCUCGGAUGGAUAUUGUUUCUCUUUUAGUUAUUAGCCGGAUUGAUACUCUUUCCUUAGCUACUAAACAGCGUAUUGUUUAUGAAGCGAUUAAAAGAAAGGAAGAGAACUGUCCGGAGUUGUUUAAUGCUUUAGUAGAUAAGAUUCCUCUUCUUCUUUGGCAAGAGUGUACUGUUGAUGCACCGGUGCCCCAUUUAGCAGCUGUUUUAGAUCUGAUUGUUCAACAUCCAAAGAGUAAGUUUUCAGUGCCACUAGCUCUUAGUGCGCUUAUUAAGUGUCGACGAGCUAUGCUUCCAGAAGAGCAGCUUAAGCUUUGGCAAGGUCCUAUCCUGGCCCAAACGGAAACCUUUAUCUUACUAGCGCAGAACAUUAUUCAGAAGAAAGACUUUAGUAUUUCCAAAACACUGAUUACGCGCACACUAGAUAGUUGUACUGAUAGUACGGAUUUGUUACUAGGUGUGAUUAAUAGUGGUAUAACUGAUCAUUUCAUUCUGGGCGAACUUCUUAAGCACCAGCCUAAUGGUAGAUCAAGAGCUUUGCUCAUUCGUACUCUGCUGACUAACCAUCCGGAGCAGCACUUACACCUCUUCCUGGGUUUACUCCAGGACAUGAAAUCAGUAGCUAUCAGAUCUACUGUUCAGGUUAAACUUCCCUAUUUAGUUAAUGUGCUUCUAUCUCUGCCUGAUAGUGAGGCUAAUGUUGUUUCUCAUCUAUUUGCUAAUCUCAUUCGCCGUGAGACUAAUAUUCUUUCUCCUUAUCUUAACAAAAUUAUCUCUCUUAUCAAACUGACCAAAAAAAGAACACUUUUGCAACCAUUAUCUCUACUGGAUAUUCCUCCUUUCAUUUCGCAUCUAGCUAAUACACCCCAGGACAUCACUAUUCUUAGUGAGUCAUUAAAACUCCGCCUGACCGAUCAGGAAUUAGAAGAAGCAGAUAUACAACAAGUCUUAGCCUACUACCUCAAGAACCUUGAACUAGCCCCAACAGCUACGGCCUUAGUUAGCUUGUUCCCACAACUAAGUACACCUAGUCAUACUUGGCUAUCUAUUCUGAAAAAGACAAAUGGCUUAUCUGAUCUUUUCAUUACUCUACUUGAUCGUAUGCUUAAACAGGACCAGAAUGGCCAAUGUGUUCGCUCUUUAGAUCUUAUCUAUACUAAGCUAGAAUCUCUACUUUUAUCUGAACUCCACCAGCCAACUACUCUCCUGCCUAAACUCACUAGAAUUCUAGCUAAGUACUACUCUUAUGAACAAGGUACUAUGGUCCGUACUACUGAUAUAACUACUAUUAUUCUGACGCAGCUUAGCUCAACUCAAUCUUUACAAGCCCAACUUACUAAACUCCUGGCUUGUCUUUUCUCAUCCCGAGCCCAAAACCUUCCUUCUGAAGCCGAAGAGAUCAAUCUUAUCUUGCUCAAACAACUAGUCAGUGCACCUUCUAAAUCCGGUCUGUUUAAGGCUCUAGCAGCUAUUUACCGCCGGAACAGUGAGUUCAUGAGCCGAAUUCUGGGCCAAAGUGCCCCAUACUUUGCCAUUCUUCUGGAAAGCCCCAAGCCCAGCACUCGUGUACGGGCCGAAUCUCUUAUGAAGCUCAUUGAGCGCACGACCGGCACUACUCCCUACAACUAUCUCUAA
Molecule: messenger RNA, 3864 nt
Organism: Nematocida homosporus
Lineage: Eukaryota; Fungi; Microsporidia
Exons: 1
Coding region: 1-3864 (1287 amino acids)
Source: RefSeq, a predicted model, not a curated record